Dermatophagoides pteronyssinus (European house dust mite) is the source of this 2053-nucleotide messenger RNA. RefSeq lists its product as uncharacterized. Gene Ontology annotation, molecular function: RNA binding. Lineage: Eukaryota; Metazoa; Arthropoda; Arachnida; Sarcoptiformes; Pyroglyphidae. The record is from RefSeq and is a predicted model, not a curated record. Gene Ontology annotation, cellular component: cytoplasm.
CUUCGUUAAUAUUUCAUCAUCUUCAUAAUUUGUCUGAUCUUUCUAUCAUUUUUUUUAAUUAAUAAGUUUACUUUGUACAACAAAGAGCACGAAAAUACUAAUAUUCCACCGCCUUUUUGAUCACGAACACAAAAAUUGUUUUAAUUUCAUACAGAAUUUUUUUUUACACUUUUACCGGCAUUUUCUUUAUUUUCCGAAAAGCUAUUUUGUGAAAAGAUUUGAAUAAAUAUAGUUUUGUAUUCGCACUAUCAUAAUUAUCAUCCAUAAUGCCUGCCGCUGCCAAUGUUGAACGAAUCAAUGCUGAAUCUGGUGGUAAUCAACAACAGAAUAGCAAGAUUGUUGCAAACAAUAACAAUAAUUGUAAUGUUGUUCAAGAACCUAACAAAAUUGUAAACACAAUAAUCGAAAAAAAGAUUCGUAACCUGGAAAAACGAAAGGCUCGUUUACUCGAAACCAAGGAUAAAGCUGAAAAAGAAACAUUAGCUAAGGAACAACUUGAUGCAGUAAAAAAACUCGAUUCCGUUGUCGAAAUGAUCGACAUGCUUAAAGAGAUCAAUAAAAAUAUUCACGACAAUCUCAAUGAUUAUGCCAAACAACAAAAGAAACAACAGAAAAAGGAACAACAAGAAAAAUUGAUCGAAAGAAACCAAUGUGAAUUGGAACGAAUCAAGUUAUUUCUUCGUAUCCAGAAAAUUUUGCCUUGUGUUACAUAUCUCAAACAACAUUACAAACAAGAGGAUUCAUCGAAUAACAAUGAUACUGAUAAUGUUUCCAAAAUCCAUUUUGAUGACAAACAUAUUGAUGCAUUGGAAAAUCUGGCACAAUUUUCAAAAGAUUCGAAUGCUGAUCUUGAUGAAUUUGCCGAAAAAGUUCAUCUGAUCCUCGACGGUAGUAAGAAAGAAUUUUCGAAUGGAAUCACUCAUUUGGAAAUGAAGGAAAUGUGUGUCAAAAUUAUUGAGAAUAAAUGUCUUGAUAAUAUCCAUUCUACAUCCAAACCUGAAAUUUCAGACGAACCAUCAGUGGAUUCAAGUAAUGAUGAUUGUUCUGAAGUGAAGGUGACCGAUGUCUCUACUGACGAAUCUCAAUCAAAGACCAACGAAAAGCCUCAGUUAGCCAAUGUUGAUUCCGAAAAUCAUAUGCAAUCUUCAUCCGCUGCAUCAGCAAAACCACAAGUGGAAACUGAUUUGCAAAAGGAUCCUGCUGUCAUCGCAUCCGGUUUUGCUUAUCCAUCUUUCACAAACGGAAAUUGUCCUGUUAAUUUUCUCCCAGCGACCAAUACAGGAAUAGAAUAUUCCCCUUUACUUUUACACCAAGCUGUUGGUUCGAUUCCAUCACAAACCUUCACUAAUCAGAACUAUGUUAACUUCAUUCCUAACAAAGUUCCAAUUUUCGAUCCUUCUGUUCCGGUGGUUUCUAGCAAUCAGGCUUCAAUUACGGACAUAAUGCCUUGUAAUCCAGUUGAACAAAAUCAAGAUUCUACUAAUAAAUUCAAUGGUCCGAUGAAUGAUAAAAUUGACCUAGCUGAAAACGUGGAAAAACCGGAAAAUUUUAAUAAUGGAGAUAUAACUAGUCAGCAAGAGAAUGAUUCCAUCAACAAGAAUAACGAUUCGUCUCAAGUAAUGAAUGGUCAUAGCGGUUACCCGAAACGAUCAAAUUAUCGUGGUCGAGGUGGAAGUGGCGGAAGAGGAAGUUCAUCUUUUCGUGGUGGUCGUCCUACUAAUCCCAAAAAUUUUGGUGGCUAUUUUAGCGGUGGUAGUGGACACCAAACUAAUCCAGUAAAAAAUUUCAAUGGAACAAAUCGACCAUUGAUUCGUCAGAAUGGUGGUAGUCGAGGAUCAUAUCGUGGUUCAAACGAACGAGGUAAUGGAGUUAAUCGUAAUCAUUUCAAUCCGAAUAUUAACAAUCAACAACCACAAGGACCAAGUGCCGCAUUUGCUUUGAAACCAUAAUUUCAUGUUGGAAAUGAAGUGUAAUAUAUCUACAUCUAAAAUACGGAAGAUGGUUUUGCUCAAACCAUUUAAUAAUUAAAAUGGCGAUAAAUUUCCUUUGGUAU